CGCGACGGCGAGUGGGAGCGCGGCUCCUGCGCCCACACUGAGAAGGAGCUGGAGCCCUGGUGGAGCGUGGACCUGGGCCGGCGGCACGCCGUCCUCGCUGUCACCCUCACCAACCGGCGGGACUGCUGCUGGGACAGCCUCGUGGGCGCCCAGGUCCACGUCGGGGACUCGCCGGCCGACCACGGCAGGAACAACCCCAUGUGAGUGGGGUCCCCGGCGGGGUCCCGCCUGUACCCGCAGCAGUGCCGUGGCCCCUCAGCAACCUCCCGCUCCUCCCCCGGCAGCUGCGGGGCCAUCCUGGACACCGGCCCCGGCUCCACCAGCACCAUCUGCUGCAACGGGCUGCCGGGCCGCUACGUCUCCAUCGUCAUUCCCGGCCACAUCGACUUCCUCGUCCUGUGCGAAGUGGAGGUGACAGCGCAGAGCUGCCUCCCUCCGCCCGGCGGUAAGGGGGAGGCCGCCUCCGGUGCCACCACGGUGCUGUGGCCUUGGUUCGGUGCUGGCAAAUAUAGGGGAGGAGCGGGGGGGCCACGGGGGUGGGGGACAGGGAUGUUGCAUGUGCCCGCUGGCGUGGUGUGUGUGCUGUGCCACGCUGCAGUACGUGGCUGUAUGGCAGGAGGGGAAUGCAGGGCAAGGAGGGGUUCCAGGCACCGGCUCCAUGCCGCUGGUGAGAGCCCGGAGCUGGCAUCACUGUCCCGUGGUGUCCCCAGCCCAAAACCUGGCGCUGUGGCGCCCGGCGAUGCAGUCCUCCACGGCCAGGCCGGCCGGCAGCGCCAUCAACGCCGUGGACGGGAACCGGGACGGCCGCUGGCGGCACGGCUCCUGCACCCAGACCAAGAGGGAGCGGGAGCCGUGGUGGACGGUGGACCUGGGCCAGAGCCGCGCCGUGGCAGCCGUGGUGGUGAAGAACCGCCUGGACUGCUGCUGGCACCGCCUGAAGGGCGCCCGUGUCCACGUCGGGGACUCCCUCGCCGGUCACGGCACCGACAACCCGGUGUGAGUGCCGCCGUGCCC
Messenger RNA from Cygnus olor (mute swan), 1014 nucleotides. Its product is annotated as fucolectin-4-like. Lineage: Eukaryota; Metazoa; Chordata; Aves; Anseriformes; Anatidae. The record is from RefSeq and is a predicted model, not a curated record. Bases 557 to 1000 code for a protein of 147 amino acids. The transcript has a single exon.